Molecule: messenger RNA, 1618 nt
Organism: Symbiodinium sp. CCMP2456
Lineage: Eukaryota; Dinophyceae; Suessiales; Symbiodiniaceae
Source: the annotation of a GenBank genome assembly
GAACGGCCACGUACAUGCCCACUUGGCAUUUCUGGAGGUGCGAUGUCCACAGCUCGCCCAGAAGGCCGUGAAGGACCUCGAGAGAGCUUUCUGGGCGAUUUUUCUGCUGGAUGUGGAAGUAAGUACUCUCCGGCAUCUGCUACUAUACCUCUACACAGAUGCCUUGCCUGACGCUUUUGGCAUCACCCUCACUCCGGCCUUGGAGUUACUCAUCUUCGCCGGAAGUUUGGUGAGCAAUCCAGCCCAAGUGUUUUCAGGAACGAGCCGGAUGAAGAAGAGCAGGUUAGAAGACGGCCCAUGUGUAAUACGACGUUUGUACGCCUUAUGUGAGCAACACAUCCUCGCGUCUAUCACCGGGGCCAACGUGGUGGAAGUGCUGCAGACAGCUCUGAAUAUUGGCUCGAAGAAGCUGCAAGACGGUGUAGAUCGUUUUCUUGCAGGCGAAGGGCGUGACCUGAUCAAGUGCAUGACCUUCAACCAGUCAUUGUUUGCCCUCAAUACUGAGAAUCCAAUAGCCGUGGCGCGUGCAGUCAGUGCUGCAGCUGGAAAUACUCAGGUUCUGCCAAGUGACGCUGCCGGUGAUUCGCCGCAGGUGCCGCCUUCCCAGUUGUUGGAGCAUCUCGAAGUGCUUUUCGAAUCUGCUCGUGCUGCAGACGGCAAACCGCUCGACCUGGUUUCGAGAGUUGACUGCCGUAUUUGCUGGGAAGGGCAGAGCGGGCAAGCGACAUUUCAGCUCUCCGCGCACCGUUUCAUCCUUGCGGCACGGUCUGCAUAUUUUGCUGCAAUGAUGUCGACUCCAAUGAGGGAAAGCUCGAGUGGACACAUUCCGAUAUCACUUCCGCUGGCGCCCAGCUCUGCCGCCGCAAAGGCAUGGCUGCGGUACCUUUACACAAGCGCGUUCCUUGAUGAGGUGGAGGGCCAACCCUUGACCACCUGUGCCUUGGUUGACGUACUAGCCAUCGUGGACGGGCCGGGAGGCCACAACUUCCUUCAGAUGUCUGAGAGAGCCUACUCGGACGUCCAGCAGCAGGUACUGGCAAGUCUUGAAGCCGCAAGGCAGACUGAAACCACUGCCACCAUGAUAUUCCUGCAAAGAUCGAUGGCACAGCAAUGCAAAACUGCCUUGCCGGCUGCUUUCGAUGAUGCCCUUGAGAAGUGUGCUGGUGUCGACUGUCAGGAUCUUGAGUCCUUCAAAGCUUGCUUCCCCACGGCCAAAGAGGAGUGGUGGACUACGGCAAUGGUGCAAGACAUGCAUCUUCAACUUCUGUGGCGGCGGAGUUCUGUGACGCAGACCCACUCAAAGGAAUACGACACCGCACGCCGAAGAGAAGAGCGCAUACUCCAUUACCGAAUUUUCUACCACAAGUUGGACCAGGGUGAGGUGUCGUACUUGGUCUCAUUGGAUUGGUGUGCUGCAUGGCGCAGCUUCUUACUUGGCAGACGGGGACCUCCCGGUCCAAUAAGAAACGAUCGAUUGGUUGGAGAUGGUUCCCGUGGCAGAGCAGUUGGUUCUAGAUCCGUGUCACUCAGCCGUGCUGCGUGGAAGUUUCUGCAAUCUCGCUAUGGAGGUGGGCCGGAGAUCAAGCAAUCUGGUGUUGGACCAAGAACUUCGCCCUAA